Chionomys nivalis (European snow vole) is the source of this 2675-nucleotide messenger RNA. RefSeq names its product ankyrin repeat domain 42 (gene Ankrd42). Bases 854 to 2407 code for a protein of 517 amino acids. Gene Ontology annotation, molecular function: protein binding. The record is from RefSeq and is a predicted model, not a curated record. The transcript has 12 exons. NCBI's taxonomy places the organism in Eukaryota, Metazoa, Chordata, Mammalia, Rodentia, Cricetidae.
GGCUGCAGGAACUGAGACGCUGGCCAACGACUCCGAGCCGAGCGUUCCCGCGGACGGCGGCCGCCGCCACAGCCCCCCGCUGCUCCCGGAGACCGAAGACAGCUGCCUCCGCGCCGCCCGCCGCGCGUGUGCGACCCGCGUCCCGCACGGCUCCGGGGAGAGGGUGGUGGAAGAGCAGGCAGCCUGUCGCCUCCACACCAGAGAAGGAAGCCUCGAAGAAGGUGACCGCCGCUCCAGGACCUCCUCGUUCCGAGUCGGCGAGGACGGCGGCUUUUCCCGCAGGGACUCGAGAAGAGUCGGUGAAGACCUAGGCCAGCCCCGCAGUGUGUCUCAGGAGAGAGCCCGGGGACACGAUGGCCCCCGGCCGAGCAGCGCAUGGCUGGCCGUGAGAGGCGACUCGAGGGGAGCUGUCAGCGAAGACGCCUGGGGCGGCGUCCCCGAAGCCCGAGGGUCCCGAGGGUCCCGAACCAGCGACUCGGGGGACCGGGGCAGUGACGGCUGCAGCGGUUCGAGCGAAGGAGCAAGCGUCGAUGUCAGCCACUGCUCCAGUAGUUCUUGGGGAGGCGUAAGUGAUGACCUGGGCUAUGAGGCCAGUGACUCCUCCAGGGUGAGCAUCCGCGAAGACGCCAGCCGUCGCCUCAGUGGCUUCUGGGAGAGAGAAAGCGAAGAAGAUUCCCGCUUCAGGGGCUCUUGGCAGAGAAGGGAGGAUCGGGGGCCCCGCGCCAGCGACGAGGAAUCCAGUUGCUGCAGCAGCAGUGACCCAUGCGUGGGAGCAAGUGAAGACCGACGCAGCAGCAGGGGCCUGGGCUCCACUCCUCCCCAGAGCCCAAGUCCGAGGGCGAAGGACCGUACCAUGCCUGGUGUGGCCAAUUCAGGCCCCUCCAAGUCCUCUAGGGAGGCUGCAGACUCAUGUUCCAGGAAGAAGGUGCAUUUUGGUAGCAUACACGAUGCGGUGCGGGCUGGGGAUGUUAAGCAGCUUUCAGACAUAGUGCAACGUGGUGCCAACCUUAACGAAGCAGACGCUCUCCAUCAGUUCACCCCUCUACACUGGGCAGCACAUUCUGGGAGUCUGGAGUGCCUUCACUGGCUACUCUGGCAUGGCGCUGAUACCACACAGGGAACUCCAAGAGGAUGGACCCCGGCUCACAUAGCUGCAAUCCGGGGCCAGGAUGCCUGUAUGCAGGCUCUUAUAAUCAAUGGAGCCAACCUGGCCGCUCAGGAUGACCGUGGAUGCACCCCUGUGCACCUCGCCGCCACUCACGGGCACUCUUUUACUUUACAAAUAAUGCUGCGAAGUGGAGUGGAUCCCAGUGUGCCUGACAAGAGAGCGUGGAGACCUGUGCAUUACGCAGCUUUUCACGGGCGCCUGGGCUGCCUGCAGCUUCUGGUCAAAUGGGGGUGUGGCACAGAAGAUGUGGACUACAACGGGAACCUGCCAGUUCACUUAGCUGCCAUGGAAGGCCACCUUCAUUGUUUUAAAUUCCUACUGAGUCGAAUGACCCGUGGAACACAAGCUUUAAAAGCCUUCAACGAUAAUGGAGAAAAUGUAUUGGACCUAGCCCAGCGCUUCUUGAAGCAGAACAUCUUACAGUUUAUCCAGGGGGCUGAGUAUGAAGGAAGCAAUCCAGAUGAUCAGGACAAUUUAGCGUUUCCAGGUCACGUGGCUGCCUUUAAUGGUGAUUUAGAAGUGCUUAAGAAAUUGAUCGGAGACGGAGUAAUCAGUUUGAAUGAGCGUGAUGAUAGUGGAUCGACUCCUAUGCACAAAGCUGCUGGACAAGGCCACCUAGAGUGUUUGCAGUGGUUAAUUGAGAUGGGAGCCAACAGCAAUAUUACCAACAAGGCAGGAGAGAGACCCAGCGAUGUGGCUAAGAGAUUUGCCCAUUUGGCAGCAGUGAAGCUGCUAGAGGGGCUGCAGAAAUAUGAGAUGGAUGACGAGGUUGGAAUUGAUGACAGUCACACACAGUUCUUCAUAAGGCAUGGUGUUGAGGGCAGCACUGAUGCCAAGGGUGACUUGUGUCUUAGUGACACAGACAAAGCAAAUGCCAGAAUGAGAGCCCACAAGAAAAUUGUGGAAUUGAGACAACUUCUGGAGAUCGCGGAGAGCAACUUCAAACACUUGGGUGGGAUAACAGAGGAGGAUCUCCAGCAGAAGAAAGAACAGCUGGAGUCUGAGAAGACCAUCAAAGAGCUGCAGGACCAGCUGGCCUAUGAGCGACUCCGCAGAGAAAAGUUAGAGUGCCAGCUGGACGAGUAUCGAGCAGAGGUGGAUCAACUCAAGGAAACACUGGAGAAAGCCCAGGUCCCCACUGUCGUGGUUACGGAGGACACCUGCUGUGAGUCCAACAGAGAGCCGAGGAGAGCAAGAAAGAAAGGGUCUCCUGGGGGCGCGUUUGUGAGAAGGUGCUAGUCUCUGCAGGAAGGUCAGAUAAACGCUUGAUUUCCCUUCACUUAAACAUGAUAUAAAUGUAAAUCUAUAGAGCUCCUUCCAUUCUGAAGGUGAAAGGGAUUUUAAAAAAACCAUAGACUCAGGAUACUUUUUAUAUACAUAUACAUGCAAGCCAUCAUUUAUGAGUAAUAAUUUCACAAGUAUUCACGUAAACUGUUAAAUUUAAGAUGGUACAAUCUAAUAGUUAAAGGAAAUCCAAUUCUAGAUAAUAAAAUUAUUAAAAUGACAC